AUGAGUGAUGGUAGUUUAAUUCCUUUUCAUAACAAUACCAUUCAAGCUAAUGCAACCCUGAAUUGGUUCCAAGAAUAUAAAUCCCGACUAACAAUGCAAUCAUUAUUGGCCGAUUGCUUUGAAGGACAAAUUAUUACAUGUAUUGUAGUAAUUAUCUUUGUAGCUGUAUUCCUUUUAAGAGAAUGGAUUGUACAGAAUAUACCCAUGGAAGCACCUAUGAUGGAAGAUGAUGAUGAGCUUAUUCUUGAUCACCAACCUCAGCCUAUACCAGAUAUACCACAACAACAACCUCAACAUGACGAGCGAUUUGAUAGCUUAUUUGAUGUACGCUGGAAUGCAGAUGAUAACGAACCUCAUUGGCAUGAAGAAAGACCUCCACCAUCACCUGUCGCUUCAAAUACACGGUAUGACGAAGCUGAAGGAUCAUCUUCCAAUCCUGACAAAACAGAAAAUGACAAUAGACGUAUGCGUGCUACUUCUUUACCACCUUCUUUUUCUCGUACCAGUUCAUACCAUGAACCCAUGAAUAGUGAACAUACAGAGUUCCGACGCUCAGCUAGUAUGGAACCUUCUAGCAGUUCGAGUAGCUAUGACAAUGAGCCCAUGAACAGUACAUUCAUAGUACAGCAGAACUUUACUUAUCUUGGUCAGCCUCCUCAUGCUCCUCGUAUGAGGCAUGCGGAAGCACCUAUUGCUAUUCAGCCUAUCCAAGAAGAGAUUGAGCAAGAAAUCGCUCCUCUCCCACAGCCUCUUCCACAGUUGCAGCCUGUCGAAAACAACAACAACGAUAACGAAGAUGAGGAAGAAGACAACAUUGAAGAAUUUGAAGGUGUUUUAGAAGCCAUUGGUAUGCAGGGCAGUUUAUGGUCUUUACUUCAAAACUGUGCUUUAAUGGGAUUAUUGAUUGCCCUGAGUUUGGGUGCUGCUGUUUGGAUGCCUUAUUUAAUUGGAAUGCUGUUUAUCAUGACUGAAACUUGGGAAGUCGUGCGUGUUCCACUUAAAAUGGUUCGUCUUUUGACAGAUCCUUUAAUUGAUUUCAUUUUCUGGGUUUCAACAGACUACAUUGGGCCCUACAUCCUUCAAGUAUACAACGAUCAUAUUCAGCCUGUAGUACAAGAUUUGACAUCUUCAUUUUUAUACAAGCAUGUCUCUACAUCAUUAGGUUCAUUAUUUGACCUUGUUGCAGCACCAACAUCCAAUACUUCUAUGCCCAUUACACAAAAUAUGCAGCCUUCAUUUAUGGAUGCUUUUGUUAAAUUUAUUAACGAAACAGAGCCCAUGGUGGAAUCCGCUUUACGUCGCUACCAAGCCUUGGCUAUUCGUCAGACUGCUGUUGAUAGAUUCGCCUGUAUUGCUGUUGGCUAUAUUAUUGUCACUAUUGUUAGUUGUUGGUAUUUAACUCGCUCAGCACAACAUAGAGUGGCUACAGCAGCAUUAGGUCGUACAGCACAAGAAGCAAUUCGCCAUCAAGGUAUUAUAUUCAAAGUAGGUAUGUUUAUUACUAUUGAACUUGUCUUGUUUCCUAUCGUCUGUGGCUACUUGCUGGAUUUUUCGACGUUACCUUUGUUUGAAUCCACUGCCGUUGCAAUACAUUGGGAGUUUAUGUUAUCCCAUCCAGUCUCGUCUAUCUUUGUACAUUGGUUCCUUGGUACUGGAUUCAUGUUUAUUUUUGCCGUAUUGGCUACUAUUUGCCGUGAAGUUUUAAGACCAGGUGUGAUGUGGUUCAUUCGCGACCCCAACAAUCCUCAAUUCCAUCCUAUUCGCGAAAUCAUUGAACGUCCUGUUCUCUUUCAGCUUAGAAAGAUAGGCGCUAGUGCUUUAAUCUAUUUGGCAGUAAUUCUUGUAGGUGUAGGUGGUGUAUUACAGGCACUCAAAUGGAUGACAGGACAGGCCGUCUUGCCUCUCCGAUGGAACUUUUCAAACCCUAUAUCCGUAGUACCUCUUGAUAUUAUUGUGUUACAGACAGGUAUUCCUGCUAUUGUAAAGUACUUUGAGCCAAAGCAAGUUCUUAAACAGCUCUUUGUAAAAUGGAUCAAGCUUAUUUGCCAUCAACUCCGUCUUUCAUCAUUUAUGUUCGGUAGACGAAGAGCAGAUGAAGAAGGCGCAUUGGUUUAUCACAACUGGAUUGCCUGGCUAAAGCAUACAAAGCCUGCGUGUUACCCUCCUGAUGGCGAGAUUGAUAACAUAAUAUCCAAUGAUGUUUCUUAUAUAUGGGAAGGUCGACUCUUACGCGUGCCUCGUCAUGACAGUGUACCUAUCAUUGAACGCCGCCGCAUGCUUGUUCCUGUUGAUCCUAUCACCUUGUUGCCUUUAGAUGAAACAGAGAGACACCUAGGUCAUCCUGCCGCAAGUGCUCCUGGUGGUGAAGAAGCAAAUACGAUGAUUGUCUAUAGCCCUCCUCAUUUCAAACAAAGGAUAUUUGCUUUUAUGGGCCUCACAUGGCUUUCUAUCAGCAUUUUUUGCUGUAUAAUGAUUGUAGGUCCUACCUUACUGGGACGUGCUUUGUUUGGAUCUAUCCUUGGCAAUGAGAUUAUAGUGCAUGAUAUUUAUUCUUUCCUUCUGGGUGGAUCUGUUUUCCUUUUCGUGGGUGUUAUUUGCCAUCAAUUGCAAUCGACAAUCAAGGAUAUCAUGUAUCAAUUGACUUGGCAAACUACUUUGACUACUUUUUGGCAUCAUGCAAAGCAAUGGUCUUCCUGGAUAUUUAGAUGGCUCUUUUUUGUCGUAUCUUUUGGCAUCAUUUUGCCCAAUGCACUCGGUGUUUUAAUCGAACUUUACUUUGUGCUUCCUUUGAAGCAAAUAUCACAAGAUGAUUAUUCAAUUGAAGUUUUAUCUAUAUGGUCAAAUGGGUUCGCCUUAAUGACUCUUCUUUGCGGAAUUGUAUUGAACAUUCCUAAUGCUAAUCGACGACAAUUUGUAGACGAUAUCUUUCGUGGUGGCAUUCAUAACAUGAAUAUCCGUUUGUGCCUUGUAAGAAUGAUCGGUCCAUUCUUGCUUUUCACUGCUGUUGCUGUUGGUUUUCCUUUUAUAACGGCUUAUAUCAAUAUGAAGAUUAUUGCUCGUAUCAAUCCAGAAUUGCGUAUUAAACUUGUACAGAUUGCCUAUCCCAUUGCUCUAGUAGGCUUUGGAGGUUAUUAUCUAACUAGAACUGUAUCUAGAGUUAGUGCAAGACUUGCUCAGAACAUUCGAGAAGACAACUAUCUUGUCGGAAGAACACUACAUAACCUUGAAUAA
Molecule: messenger RNA, 3231 nt
Organism: Gilbertella persicaria
Lineage: Eukaryota; Fungi; Mucoromycota; Mucoromycetes; Mucorales; Choanephoraceae
Exons: 6
Coding region: 1-3231 (1076 amino acids)
Cellular component (GO): endoplasmic reticulum membrane
Source: RefSeq, a predicted model, not a curated record